This is a messenger RNA of Eleginops maclovinus (Patagonian blennie), 2623 nucleotides long. Its product is annotated as transmembrane protein 205. The record is from RefSeq and is a predicted model, not a curated record. Bases 216 to 782 code for a protein of 188 amino acids. The transcript has 4 exons. Lineage: Eukaryota; Metazoa; Chordata; Actinopteri; Perciformes; Eleginopidae.
GAAAUAGUGUGUAGAUAUUCUCUAACAGACCAAUGGCCCCUCCCUCCCCACUGAAUUUAGCUUAGCUUCCUUCAGCAGGUUAAUCUACUGUCAGAUCCGAAAACAUCUUAAACAAGCUGUCCGGAAAUAUUGCAAACAGAGAUCACUGGCCUUGCUGGGUUUUUCUCUGAGAUUACCGUGGAGUCCAGACUGGGGAUCAGAGAGGCUGAGGCAGCAUGUCCACUGACACAGAGCCCACGUUCACCGUCAAGCUGCUGCAGCUGGUGCUGCUCUCCUCCUACUGGGGGAUGCAGAUAUGGGUUACCUUCAUUUCAAGCUUUGUGAUGGACAACCACUUGAAUAGACAUACUUUUGGGUUCAUCCAGAGUCGUCUUGUACCGUUCUACCUCCACUUGGGUUCAGGUUGUGCCUUCAUUAACCUCACUAUCUAUGCUGUGUAUCAUCCCAGCGACCUGCUUGACGAGAGAGAAGCUUUUCAGAUCUUCAUUUUCUUUGUGUCGGUGACAGUUGCAGCGGUCAAUGCUCAAUGGUUUGGCCAAAUGACAUCAGAGAUCAUGGCAGAUAUGCACCUGAUCGAGCAGGCGUGCGGAUUGGGACAGGACAUCGGCUUGUCAUCCAACCGCGAAGCUUACGCCAAGCUGUGUGAGACCGAUGUCAAAUACAGACACCUGAGCAGUCGUCUGUGGCUGUACAGACUGCUGUCCUCCCUCUGUAACCUCUGCUGCAUAGGCUGCAAUUUCUACAGUCUCUGUUACAUGGCUGAAAACCUCAGCAAACUUUAAACUGACAUAAAGCAGCUGGACUGUUACACGAAUAAUAGUCACUCACAUACUCCUUUUAUUUUUUGUAUUGAAGCAAUAAGUUAUAUAUUUAAUACUUAUAUCUUUCUCUCUCUGCCUGUAAGUUAUGUGAUAAAAAGUAAGGUACGCUUUUUGUGCCUUGGGGAUUCAUAUAAUGGUGCAGCUGCCAAAAAAAUCAAGAUCGCUAAAGGUGCAUUUCUCUCUUAAAGGUUGUAGAUGGAUAAAUCAGUUGCGAUGAGUAAGGCCUCACCUUUCACCUAGUUGGGUUGCUGACUGCUCAGAUAUUUCCCUUCACCAAUAUAAAAGUCGUACCCUUCAGGAACCUAGAACAUGAGGGACGUUUUAAAAGACUUUGUAAUGCAGUACCAGACACCUUUGGAGAAAAAUAAUAGCCAAAUACCUUUUUUAAUCUUAUUUAGCAAAAGAAAGGCACAUUUGUAUCUGUCAUGCUGCUCCGUCCGGCUCCUCCUGUUUGGGUGUGGGUGUUAGCGGUGUGGUGGCACAGGUUUGUCUGGCUCACCUGAAGAGCCGCCAUAAAGUUAACUUUUGACCUAUCUUUAGCUCUCCUGGCUGCUUGUUGCUAGAAAAAGAAGGGUUCAAACAUUUGUGUUAUGUGGUAUACAAUCAUUACUGCUUUAGACCAACCCGAACACAGUUGCACCAGUGGUUAUUUAUUUGUUUAUUGGAAUUUGGAUUUGUUGGUGUUCCAGUGUAUUACCUUGUAAAUUCUGCAUUGGUGUAAAUUCCAUACGUCAUUUGUUGCUGUGCAGUAGUUAUAUUAAUAAUAGUAGGAGUUCCCAGAAAAAACAGUGGAAAUAGUUUAUUGUUGACUUAUUUUGCUUUCCUGUUCGCUAACGUUUUGCGUUACUUUCCAUGUUUGAUUCAGAAAGAAAUCCUUCAGGGCUCCAUAGAAUUUACCUGAAUGAAAUCUGUGCACUCAGCCCUUCUUACUAAUAAUCCCAGUAAAAGCUCUAUGUACAUUGUUACGUUACAGUAUGCCUCCACUGAUCAGAUCUUUAUACAUACUGGUGAAGCAAUUUAAAGAAUUGCAAAGCUGUCAGAUCUGUAUGUUUAAUUCCUCGAGUGUGUUUUGCUUUGUUCUCCAAUACCUCCACAUAACGUAAGUCUGAAUAUGUUCGGACAACACCAGGCGAAAUGAUGAAGCCAUGAUACCAAUUAAAGCCAAAUAUGUUUGUGGGGUACUGGCACAGGAGUUGUGUUCUGUGCUGUACACUUUUCAGGUGUCACCGCCUUUUUUUAGUCAAAGCUUGAAUUUCCUUGUUGUCGUGUUUGUUUUGAGCACAGAUCUGUGGUCUAAUGAUGUAAACAAAGCUCUCCAUGUAUGAUGAAUUCUAUUUUUUGUACCUUCUGAGGCUCUUCUUUUGAUUUGUCCUGUUCUUCUAGUGUGUUUCAUGCGUAAACAAUGCAAUAUUUACUGAUUUUAAAACUUUAUAUGUCCUUUUCAUGUGUUGCCUCACCCAGUUUCUUUUAAUAUAACAUUUGAAUGCAAAUCAGUUGACAGUUUUGUGCAAAAACACAAAAGCUGAAUUAUUUUCUAAAGAUAAUUUUUCUUUGAAUUUUUGACAUGUUUGCCAGUUACUUAAUGUUUUUGUGGUAAUGGGUUAUAAUGUGGCUUGUGUAAUGCUGAAUGUAAGUCGAGUAAAGCAGUACGGUGCAGUGGAAACACUGUAUAAGUAACUAAAAGACCAUUGAGGACAGACGUCAUGAACUGUAACUAGUGUUUGGUAUUAGGUUUGUUUUAUGAAUAUCUUGAAAUGUGUUUUUGUGUAUUAAAAUAUGUCCUAUGUUGGGUGAUUCACCCC